UCACCCUCUGUGGUGGAUAGUGGAGUGUUUCCCAUGUGGUAUUGGUGUGCUGGAUAUCCCUUCACUGGUAGCCUGGUAACAUACACUCCCAGGUCUUUCUCUGCCUCUGUGGUGGAUAGUGGAGUGUUUCUCAUGUGGUACUGGUGUGCUGGAUAUCCCUUCACUGGUAGCCUGGUAACAUACACUCCCAGGUCUUUCUCUGCCUCUGUGGUGGAUAGUGGAGUGUUUCCCAUGUGGUAUUGGUGUGCUGGAUAUCCCUUCACUGGUAGCCUGGUAACAUACACUCCCAGGUCUUUCUCUGCCUCUGUGGUGGAUAGUGGAGUGUUUCCCAUGUGGUAUUGGUGUGCUGGAUAUCCCUUCACUGGUAGCCUGGUAACAUACACUCCCAGGUCUUUCUCUGCCUCUGUGGUGGAUAGUGGAGUGUUUCCCAUGUGGUAUUGGUGUGCUGGAUAUCCCUUCACUGGUAGCCUGGUAACAUCCACUCCCAGGUCUUUCUCUGCCUCUGUGGUGGAUAGUGGAGUGUUUCCCAUGUGGUAUUGGUGUGCUGGAUAUCCCUUCACUGGUAGCCUGGUAACAUACACUCCCAGGUCUGUCUCUGCCUCUGUGGUGGAUAGUGGAGUGUUUCCCAUGUGGUAUUGGUGUGCUGGAUAUCCCUUCACUGGUAGCCUGGUAACAUACACUCCCAGGUCUUUCUCUGCCUCUGUGGUGGAUAGUGGAGUGUUUCCCAUGUGGUAUUGGUGUGCUGGAUAUCCCUUCACUGGUAGCCUGGUAACACACACUCCCAGGUCUUUCUCUGCCUCUGUGGUGGAUAGUGGAGUGUUUCCCAUGUGGUAUUGGUGUGCUGGAUAUCCCUUCACUGGUAGCCUGUUAACAUACACUCCCAGGUCUUUCUCUGCCUCUGUGGUGGAUAGUGGAGUGUUUCCCAUGUGGUAUUGGUGUGCUGGAUAUCCCCUCCCAAGGUACAGGACUUUACAUUUCUCUUCACUGAAUUGUAGCAGCCACUUCUUGUUCCAUUCCUGUAGCUUGGUGAUGUCUGCUGUUAGGAAACCCGCAGACUCCGCCUUCAAGACCCUUUCCCGUAAGUACCUGGGAUCGGUCUACUGGUCGACUCUCACACUCACUACCAUCGGAGACCUGCCCACACCUGAGACCAAUAAGCAGUACAUUUUCACAAUCGUCAGCUACCUCAUCGGGGUCUUCAUCUUCGCCACAAUUGUUGGUCAGGUUGGGAACGUCAUCACUAACAGGAACGCGAACAGACUGGAGUUUGAACGUCUUCUGGACGGCGCCAAGCUCUACAUGAGACACCACAAGGUUCCCAGGGCCAUGCAGAGAAGAGUGCAGAGGUGGUAUGACUACUCUUGGUCGAGGGGCCGCAUCCAAGGGGGCGGUGACAUCAACACAGCUCUGGGCUUAUUACCGGACAAGCUCAGAACAGAACUUGCUCUCCACGUGAACUUGCUAACACUGAAGAAGGUCAGCAUCUUCAAGGAGUGCCAACCAGAGUUCCUACAUGACCUCGUUCUGAAGAUGAAAGCAUAUAUCUUUACCCCCGGUGACCUCAUCUGCCGCAAAGGGGAGGUGGCGAGAGAAAUGUUCAUAAUAGCUGAUGGAAUUUUAGAAGUUAUAAGUGAGACGGGGAAGGUUCUUACUACAAUGAAGGCCGGAGAUUUUUUUGGAGAAAUUGGAAUCCUGAACCUCGACGGACUGAACAAGUCUGAUUUGGGAAGACGAACGGCGGACGUGAGAUCGGUCGGCUACUCAGAGCUCUUCAGUCUGUCCCGAGAAGACGUGCUUAUGGCCAUGAAGGACUACCCAGAGGCACAGGAAAUUCUACAAAGCCUCGGACGCAAGCGGUUAAUGGAGGCAAGACACACUACCUCGAAAUCCGGGUCCUCUGGGUCAAGCAAGAGAGGGACCCCUUCGCCUAACCGGGAUGGCCUUGGCGAGGAUAAAAACGCAAAGAAGAUCGUCAGCCGCCUUCGCUCAGAUGUCUCGGCUAUCAGAAACGCUUUCAGGAGGAGCAAGGGGGCGACGAGGUACAUGGAGACGCUUGAACAAGAUAAUUACACACCUAGGAGAAUGGACGCGGACACGAUGGAAAUGGACGCCUUAGACACCCGUUCGAGCCCCGAGGACGAUACGCCGGCCGUCAAGAGAAUACUGAAGCGUAUUAGUGGUCGCAGCGGGAGUGACUCAAGUGCCGGGCAGCGCGGGGUCCUCAAGCGCAUGGCAAGAGUGACCAGCGAUGAGACCAGCCAGGGUACAAGUCCAGGGCGCGCACAUUCAGGAGAGGAAGCACCCGGCGGCGUUCUAGGGGCUGGACUCCCUCUUCUGCAGCGUUUGAAACUAUUGAAAGAGAAGGAGGAGAAGGAGGACAAGGAACGCCAGCAGAGAGCGAAGGAGGAGGAGGAGAGGAGGAAGGAGGAGGAGAAGAAGGAGGAGGAGGGUGAGGUGAUUGGUGCUGGUCUGCCUCUGUUCGCUAGACUAAGGUUACUGAAGGCGAAGGAGGAGAAGGAAAGAAUGGAGAGAGAGGAGAAGGAAAAAAAGGAGAAGGAGAUGCAGAAGGAGGAGGAGAAGGAGGAAAUCAAGUCCCCUACCACUAAAACCCCUCCCACUACCACUACAACCACUACAGACACUACCACUACAACCACUACUACUACUACUUCUAAGACUAAUGCAACCGUCACCGCGCCUCGACCAGCCGGCCUGCUCAAAAACCGCCUCCGUGCUGCUAUGCUAACUGGCGCCGCUCCACCCACGGACCCAAAACCAGGGGGGGCCACACGAACCCCAGGACCCCCGGAGAGAGAGGACGACCCCAAGGACCCCAAGGAACCCAAGGACGCCAAGGAUCCCAAAUCGCCGAAGAGCCCUACUGAUGGGGCGCAGAAAUCAGGAAGUGAAACCCAUACCCUUGCGAACAGUGUCUCAGGGGGUGCCGCGCUAGACCGUGCCCUGGGAAAGCUACUGGGUAAGAAAGUGGGUGCGGGGGUGCCUACUGGGGGCGUGGGGGGCACUCAGGAUACCCCGACAGCGACCCCAACUGGAGUAUCCACCGCAGUAAAUGAUAAUAAGGACAAAAUUGCCAGAAGUGACAGUUUUCGAAAGGCAAUGGCGGAGGGACGAAUUUGCAGCACGGACGCUCCACCACGCCCGGCGCCGCCUCCAGCCACCCCGACCCUUCACACAAUGCGGGAAAGCGACACGGAGGCGGAUAUGACAACCACAACUACUACUACUACCACUACUACUACAACUACCACUGCUACUACCCCAGGCCGCUCCCCCAGCCCUGUAUUUCGAAGCAACAGUGACCCUGGUGCCGGCGGGGAGGCUGCCGUUCAAGGGGUGCGCAGGGGGUCGAUUGGGAGGGAGGUCGCGCACCCAACCUUCCUUCUGACGCAGCCCUCCGGAGUUUUGCAGGACCGCCAGCUGCAGAGAGUGGAUUCCUUGCAGGUUCCCUCAGAAGACGUCUCCCCACCUCUAUCGUCACCUGAGAGCACAGAGACCCCGGAACGGAAGACCUUAAAGAGUAUCCUGAAGCGAAUGUCCCGAGAAGACUCCAGAGGCAACCUUCUACCCCCGGACUCCGCCGACCUGCGCAGGCUCAUGAAGGCGCCCACGGUGGAGGGUUUCGUAGCCAGGAGGUCAAAGCUUAGCAAGACCGUGUCCUUCCAGCGUAAGACCUUAUCGUCACCGCCCCCGCCAGCGUUCUUUGGGGAGAGGCGGAGUUCCAGUACCAACACCGAGUCGUACACCUCACUGAACUCAAAUAACAUCCUCGCCCUGUCUACGGCACCCACGGAACCUUCCCCUUUCAUCACCGCUACCACAACCACGGCUACCACCACCACCUCCGCGGCCCCCCUCAAGGACAUCACCACCACAGCUACCACCACCACCAUCACCACGUCUUCCAGCACGACGGAUGGUGUCAACAAACUCAUGGUAAAGUUGAGUGCCAUCGGCUUGGACGGGACCCAGGAUACCCAUGCCCAGGACUUGGUGCUCGGCGUGAGAAAGAUCCUUCGAGACAAGAUGGAGGACGUGGAGGUGGCGUGGGUGUCGCGCGUGAAGGAGUUGCAGCAAGAGUUAGCCGCACGAGACGCGACCAUACGACAGCUGACCCAUACCAUCACGCUACUCCAGGGCGGCGGCGGUGGUGGUGGUGGCGGGGUCGGCGGAGGAGGAGGAGGGGGCGGUGGUGAAGGAAGGCAGGGAGGGGCGGAGGGGGCGCUGGGGGGUAGCCACGUGGGUCAGCAGGCAACCCUCACGAGACUGCAGACACUCGUUCGAUCCUCGUCCGAUACAAGUUCUGAAGGAGGGAGUGACGAGGAUGAGCCGCUGUUUAUGAGGUGCAAUUCCAUCGAGAGUAUCAUCCACCAGUCUCCAGGGGGGUCACCCGGGGGAGGUCGCCACCCCCCCAUCACCACCAGGCACUCGUGGUCACAUCAGGUCACAGUCGAGCAACAGCAAACCCAGGGGGGGGCGGGGGCCGGCCAGGUGGGGCGGCAGGCGAGGGCAGUCCGCUCCAUGGAGGACCCACGGGGAGGUCGAGGUGGCGAAGUACGUCUCGAUGUUGGAUCUUCUACCGACGACGAUGUCUGUUCAUUCUCCUCGGAGGAUGACCGCGGGGGGUUAGGAUCCCUCGGGGGUGAUGACCUGGAUGAGUCCCUCUCCGAUGACCUCUUCCCCAUGGAGGAUGAGGAGGAGGACGACGUGGAGGAGCUGGAAGAGGAGGAAGAGGAGGGGGGUGGCGGGGAAACUGGAGAAGCUGAGUUGAGUUCACAGGAUUGGGAGAUACAGCUUCUGGCGCGGAAGUUAGCUGAGGACCAGAAGGGAUUCGCGAAGAAGGUGGAUCGGGACAUCGCAGAAGGCCGCUUGAAGUCCGCUCUGGUGGAGUUACACGAGGCCUUGGCGACGGACAACCUCGGACCACUUACGGAAACGGAUCUGCUACGCCUGGAAAAAGUCGUACUCCGAGAACGAGAGAAAUUGAGGCGGUACGCGAGUUUGUACAGCUUGGAGGAUCGCCCGCUGCUGCCAGACCAGUUCUCAUCACUCUACCGAAGUCGCUCCCAGUUGCUCCUGACGCGUAGCUCCGAGCUGUGCCGCGCGGGACCGGUCCAGCGGCGGCUCUCUCAGCUCCUCACCCAGCUAGCCCGGAUGCCCCCCGCCGAGCAAUUCCUCUUAGACCGCUUGGUUUACACGACCGACCGACGGCGAAGGCUCUCCCGGCAAAGGAGUUUAUGUGACGACCAGCUCUCGACCUUUGACGCUUCAACCAGGGGGUCAUCCGUGCGUGGCCGUCCCCCGAGGGUUCUGGCCAGCCGUAGGUCGAAGAGUGUGUGCUCCCCGCCCCCCCCGCCCGCCCCAGUGACCCCCCCAGCAGCUCCCCACGCGGAUAAGGACACUUCAGGGGGUAGUUCUGGGGGUAUGUCCGCAAUGCUCGCUUCACUACACAGAUCGGUCGCGGCUAUCAGAGGUCGGACUUCGGGGGUCUCCAGGGGGUCGUUAAAGGAGGGGGCGCCGCUCCUGAGACCCUCUAGGUAACGCUCCCCCUUACCGCCCCCCCACCCCACCUCUUCGCGCCCCCCUCCCCCCCAAACGGUACUUCCCCCAACACAGAACGUCAGAUAUUUCCACCACCACCACCACUACUACUACUACUACUACUACUACUACUGCCCCCCCCUCUCCCGCCCCCAUUCUCGCCCCUCCCCCCCUUCCGCCCCCAUUUUCGCUGCAGACAAGAUCUUCCGCGGUUAUUAUGUACGUGUAUGUGUGUGUGUACGUGUGUGUGUGUGUGUGUGUGUGUGUGUGUGUGUGUGUGUGUGUGUGUGUGUGUGUGUGUGUGUGUGUGUGUUUUGCGGAAGAGAAAAUGAUCAAAUGUGGAAAGAAAAUAAUGAAGAAAGGAAAAUAAUAAUAAUGAUUGUAAAAGGAAGGAAGGAAGGAAGGAAGGAAAAGAAGAUACCGAGGUGUGCGUUUGAGUAAAGUUGAUCAAAAUGACGCAGAAGAAACCAAGCAAACCCAAAUAAUAAAGAUCAGAAAAGCGAAAAUUCGAAAAAGUAAAAUAAAAAAUCAUAUUCCAAGCUCUCCCUCGCUAUGGAACACUUUCACAGGUCCCCAAGAUCCGUUUAUUUAGCCUCCAAACCAAUACCAGACUUCAGAAAUUCCUAGUACAUUGUUUUGUGUUCAUAUUAAAGGUAAGAAAUCGCAGAAAACUAUACAGGAAAGCUCUUAUGUAUCUGGUCUUGCAUUGAAAACCUAAUCAUUGUAGAGUAUUGAAGUUUAAAGCCACGUUCACUCUCUUGUGUUCGUAACAGUUGACAUCUCUCUUUGUAAUCACCCGGACCAGACAACAUCAGCCCCCUUAACACUGUGCCGACUCUGGGCUCACGACAACCCAGCGACUCGGGGUAUUCGAGGUCUUGGGUGUGAAAUGUUGAUGUGGAAGGGUCGCACAUUGUUGGAGAGAAGUCUAGAAACAAUCGCCGGGUGUUGAGUGACCCUAAAAGUCGCUGUUUUGGCGUGGCCCAGAGUCGGCACAGUGCGAAGGGGGCUGAUGUUGUCUGGUCCGGGCGAUUACAAACCCUUCUUGUAAAUCUAAAUUGCUCCUCGCCCUCGCUGUGUUGCAAGCUCUCCCUCACUAAGAAGAGACAUCAGGAGAUAACCUAAAGAAAAAAAACAAUAAAAAAAGUGAAAUAAAGACGAGAAAAGCGAUAGGAGAGAAAGAAAUUAAAAAAAACGAAUGAAAUAUAAUAAUGUAAGAAAGCAAAUAAAGAAGAAAAAUAGGAAGAGAAGCGAAAAUAAAACUGUGCAAGAGAAAUAAUUAAAAGAAAAAGAAAAGGAAGAAAUUGGUGUUUAGAAGAAAGUGGAAGGAAGACACAAAAAAGGCGAAACAAACAAAGCUUUUUAAUACAGAGAGAAAAGAAGACAAGGAAAAUACCGGAAAAGAAAGACGAUACGGAAAGGAAGGAGAAAAUGAAGAAAAUAUUGAUGAAAAGAAGAAAUGAAGAAGAAUGCAAAGAAGGAAGGAAGGAAAAUAUUGACGUAGAGAAAAAGGAAUGAAGGGAAAAAGAAAAGAAAGAAAGGAAGAGAAAUAAAAGAAAA
Eriocheir sinensis (Chinese mitten crab) is the source of this 7119-nucleotide messenger RNA. RefSeq lists its product as uncharacterized. Gene Ontology annotation, molecular function: protein-containing complex binding. The record is from RefSeq and is a predicted model, not a curated record. The coding region runs from base 34 to 5559 and encodes 1841 amino acids. The transcript has 22 exons. NCBI's taxonomy places the organism in Eukaryota, Metazoa, Arthropoda, Malacostraca, Decapoda, Varunidae.